Molecule: messenger RNA, 372 nt
Organism: Entamoeba dispar SAW760
Lineage: Eukaryota; Evosea; Mastigamoebida; Endamoebidae
Exons: 1
Coding region: 1-372 (123 amino acids)
Source: RefSeq, a predicted model, not a curated record
AUGUCAAAAAAGUUACCAUAUGUAAAACAAAUGUUAUUGGAAAAUACAAUGGUAUUAGAAAAAAUGAUCAAUUAUUUAAAUCAAUUUUUUAGGUGUAAUUAUCAAAUAUAUAAUGAAAACCUUUAUGAACAAGAUUUCAUAGGUUAUGGAAAAUAUAUCAUUCAAAAUGUUACAGAAAAAAUAAAACAAGAACCUGAAUUCCAAGAACUUACCUAUUUACUAGAAUUAGUGAAUGAACGUUCAUCUAUGUCAUUUGAUAUUGAUGCAUUAGAACAAGAAAUCAAAGAAACUAAAGAAGAGUUAAAACCACUUAAAGAGAAUCAACCUCGUUCUUCUAUACCAACUAAAGUAGUUUCAGAUUAUUUGAAUUAG